This is a messenger RNA of Spirometra erinaceieuropaei, 1053 nucleotides long. Lineage: Eukaryota; Metazoa; Platyhelminthes; Cestoda; Diphyllobothriidea; Diphyllobothriidae. The record is from the annotation of a GenBank genome assembly.
AUGGACUGGGGGCCAGUAAACCAUGAAACGGAGAACCGUCUUGGACACGCCCAAGUCCUUCAGCUCCUGAAGCUCUGUCUCAGGACGUACUUCACGUUCGACGGGCCAAUCUACGAACAGGUGAAGGGCACACCAAUGGGUUCGCCGAUUUCGGGAUUCAUCGCCGAGGCGGUCCUGCAACGGUUAGAGUCGCUGGUAUUCCAACACCACAGACCGAAAUUCUGGGCCCGGUAUGUGGAUGACACCUUCGUCGUCAUCGAACGGGAUCAGGUGUUGACAUUCCAAGAACAUCUCAACGCCGUCUUCCCGGACAUUCAAUUUACGAUGGAGGAGGGAGAGAAGAACCAGCUGGCCUUCCUUGAUGUCCUCGUAUGCCACAAAGAUCGUGGUGAACUAAAAGCCGAAGUGUUCAGGAAAGCGGUAAAUACGAUGCAAGUACUGAACUUCAACAGUAACCACCCAAUCAGCCACAAACGCAGUUGUGUAAGGACGCUCUAUCGGCGUGUCGAAACGCACUGUAGUGAGCCGGAAGACAAAAUUGCCGAACUACAAUACCUCCGACGGGUAUUCAAAGCCAAUGGCUACCCGCGCAACUUCGUCGACCGGUGCAUACGCAAAAGGGACGAAAGGCCUAACCGCACGGACACCAAAUCUUGGCGGGCACUACCGUAUGUCAAGGACGUUUCGGAAGCUGUCGGCCGCCUUCUCGCACCACUUGGGGUUGGAGUGGCACACAGACCGGAGGCAACCAUCAGGCAUCUGGUCAUGAAACGGAAAGAUCCACUGCCACGGCUAGAAACGUCUGAAGUUGUUUAUCGGAUCUGGUGCAGUUGCGGACAAAACAAUUACGUCGGAGAAACCGGAAGACAGCUCCGAACGAGAAUGGCCGAACACGCGGCAGCGGUGCGCAGAAGUGACGCCAGCUCUCAAGUUGCGGCUCAUUCGACGAGAUCCGGCGGCCACACAUUCAACUUCGAUGAGGCCGAAAUUCUCGCAAGAGGUGACAACCGCGUGAGUCGGGAGCUACUGGAAUCAUGGUUUACUGGUCCCUAG